UGUUUUCUCUCCCGAGGCACCUGACCAGGAAUGGCUUAGCCUCCUGAAGGAGCAGGCGGGGCCGCCCACCCUCCCCGUGGCCUGCGCCAGUGAUGUGGCCCGUCUGGUUCCAGGUGCCCCGGUUCCUCCGUGCCCCGCACACAGGGGUAGCAGUGUGUGGGUGCCAGAGGUCAGGACCGCAAUGGGAACGGGAGGGGGAGGCUGGGCUGGCUGCAGCCGGAGGCCCUGAGCAGAGUGUGUGCGAGCUGGGGCUGAUCUCGGGCCAGCGAGGGUCCCCUGUUGCCCGUGGACCUGCUGUGCAGCCAGAGGCCCCUUCCCUCGCUGGGCCCUGUCCAGCCUCAGGGACAAUCGGAGAUUCAGACCCUGGGCCUGGGGGGAACAAUGGGUCCCUUGAGGGCCUCCCCCCGCAUUGUGCUUGGUGGUGAGAGGUAGCUCUGGGGUCAGCGGGAGGCGCGCGGCCCCGCAGAGCCAGUGUCUGCCCGGUAGGUGCAGGGCUCAGAGAGGCUCCUUCCUGGCCUGCAGAAGGUAGGCCUCCCCACGGACCCGGACGAGCAGCCCACCCUCCUCUCUGGCCUCUACUGUGAGGUCCCGCGCCCCGCCCCUAUGACCAACAUGAGCUGGAGCUUCCUGACGCGGCUGCUGGAGGAGAUCCACAACCACUCCACGUUCGUGGGCAAGGUGUGGCUGACCGUGCUGGUCGUCUUCCGCAUCGUGCUCACGGCCGUGGGAGGCGAGGCCAUCUACUCGGAUGAGCAGGCCAAGUUCACGUGCAACACGCGGCAGCCUGGCUGCGACAACGUGUGCUACGACGCCUUCGCGCCGCUGUCGCACGUGCGCUUCUGGGUCUUCCAGAUCGUGGUCAUCUCCACGCCGUCCGUGCUGUACCUGGGCUACGCCGUGCACCGGCUGGCGCGCGCCCCGCACGCCCCGCGCCGCCGCCCCGCGCGCGCGCCGCCGCCCGGCUGGCCCGAGCUGGGCGACGAGGAGCCCAUGCUGGGCCCGGGCCCCGACGACGACGACGACGACGACGACGCGGAGCCCGUGGGGGCGGCCUCGGGCGCCGGCGAGGACGCGGCCGAGGCCAAGGGCGCGGGCGCGGGGGCGGCGCCGCACGAUGGGCGGCGGCGCAUCCAGCGCGAGGGCCUGAUGCGCGCGUACGUGGCGCAGCUGGUGGCGCGCGCCGCCUUCGAGGUGGCCUUCCUGGUGGGCCAGUACCUGCUGUACGGCCUGGAGGUGCGGGCCUCCUUCGCCUGCGGCCGCCGGCCCUGCCCACACGUGGUGGACUGCUUCGUGUCGCGGCCCACCGAGAAGACGGUCUUCCUGCUGGUCAUGUACGUGGUCAGCGGCCUCUGCCUGCUGCUCAACCUCUGCGAGAUGGCGCACCUGGGCCUGGGCAGCGCGCAGGACGCCGUGCGUGCCCGCCGCCCGCCCGCCGCGCCCGGGCCCGCGCCGCGCCCGCCGCCCUGCGCGCUGCCCGCCGCGCCCGCCGGCCUGGCCGGGCCGCCCGACUACAGCCUGGUGGUGCGCGCGGCCGAGCGCGCUGCCCGCCGCGACCACGGCCUGGCCGGCCUGGCGCUGCAGGCGCUGCGCGACGGCGGCCGCGACAGCCCGCCGGGCCUCGGCCUGCCCGCUGCCUCGAGGGCGCCCGCGCGGCCCGGCGCGCCCGCCUCGGGCUCGGGCAGCGCCACGUCGGGGGGCGCCAAGGCCAGGGCGGGCUCGGAGAAGGGCAGCGCCAGCAGCAGGGAGGGCAAGACCACCGUGUGGCUCUGAGGCGGGUCAGAGAAGCCCGCCGCUGCGUGGACGGGCGCUCUCCUGCCCGGGGUGAGGUGGGCUCGGCCCUGGAAGCCUGGAAGGUUCCCCAGCUCCGACCCGCAGGCCGCAGAGGGGAGCCGGACGCGGGGAGGGGCCCUGGGCCUCCAGGCGCUGCCCUUCAAGCCUUCCCGGUAGGGGCUUCCGAAGACCUCGGCUCUCCCCGCCACUUGGGUAGGGGCAGGGGCUCCUGCCCACAGCCUCUCUGCCCGCCAACCCCUCCCCGGUUUAGACCCCAACAUACACAGCGGGAAUCAAAUAAAACCGACUUUUGUGUACA
This is a messenger RNA of Sorex araneus (European shrew), 2089 nucleotides long. RefSeq names its product gap junction protein gamma 2 (gene GJC2). Gene Ontology annotation, cellular component: connexin complex. Gene Ontology annotation, biological process: cell communication. The coding region runs from base 604 to 1770 and encodes 388 amino acids. NCBI's taxonomy places the organism in Eukaryota, Metazoa, Chordata, Mammalia, Eulipotyphla, Soricidae. The record is from RefSeq and is a predicted model, not a curated record. The transcript is spliced from 2 exons.